Plasmodium vivax (malaria parasite P. vivax) is the source of this 753-nucleotide messenger RNA. RefSeq lists its product as hypothetical. Gene Ontology annotation, biological process: signal transduction. The record is from RefSeq and is a predicted model, not a curated record. Gene Ontology annotation, cellular component: cytoplasm. The transcript is spliced from 7 exons. Lineage: Eukaryota; Apicomplexa; Aconoidasida; Haemosporida; Plasmodiidae. The coding region runs from base 1 to 753 and encodes 250 amino acids.
AUGAAGACGCCUGUUGAUAACGACGUUUCGCUAAACAAUAAAGAAGAAUUCAUAUACUACCUAAAAAUAUUAAACCACAUUGGAUACUACGAUGAAAUGGUUUCCACGAUAAGCUCUGUGAAUGUGGAAAAUUUCAAUUUAAAUUACUCCGAGUCGGUGUUAAUGGGAUCCACCUUCAAAAAUGCCCUAAACGUUAGGAGAAAGGAAAAAACCGUACUCGAAAAUAUCAUAGCGAAUGAAAAAUCAAGUGAACAAGAAAAAAAGUGCGCUGAGCUACUAAAGUACAAGUUAAAUAAAGACAUAAGGUCCAUAGAAAAUAGCACAUACGAUAUUAUAAAGGCAAAAUGCAUUCCCAUGACGACUAACGAGAAAAUAUUAAUGUUUUACUGGCAUUUGCUUGGAGAUAUUACGAGAUACUGCUCGGACACAUUUGAAGGUGAAAAAAAGAAGAAGACUCAAGAAAGAAGCAUGCAGUCGUAUUCCUACGCCCUAGUUCUCCACAAGGAUAUGGACACCGACAUAAACAUUUCCAUUGAGAUGGCCGCUCAGGCAUUUAGAGAUGCAAUUCAAAAUAUGCAUCUCCUCGAAAACGACGACGAGUGCUCCAAGACGAUUGGCAUAUUGGGCGUACUGCGGGACAACAUAAAUAAGUGGUGCGAGCUUUGCGGCAGGAAAAAUGUGAACGCUCUGUUCGAAAUAAAAGGAGAAAACUUCGACAAAUACAAGGACAUUAUGGACAGCAUCCAGUCAUAA